AUGGCCGUACAGCUGGACAAGCAGCUCUUUAAUGCCCGUCUAAAACAUAUUCUGGACUGUUGGACGCGUGCCGGCAAAAACGAUGAUUUUAGCUCAUUUGCGGAUGCGGAUGGACUAUUCCUUCCAAUAGGUGAUCCAUCUCCUGAAGAUGAGCCGAUGAAGAAAGGCGUCGCGUUCCAGACAUGGUUACUUGGAUUUGAGUUCCCGGCUACGUUGAUGCUUAUCACGAAAGACAAGGUCUACGUGCUGUGUUCGCCCACCAAAGCAAAACACUUGGAUCAACUGCGAAAACAUGAUACUUGCAUUCCCAUCGAACUUUUGAUUCAAGCAAAAGCCAAAGAACCGCCCACCGACGCAUUACCGCGUUUCGUUGACGCGUAUACGUCGCUUCAACGCGUUGGAACGCUCGCGAAGGAGGCUCCCACGGGCAAGGUCAUCGAGGAGUGGAAGAAAGCUUACGAGGCCUCGGGCAAGGCGGUGGAGACUGUCGAUAUCUCAGUCGGGGUGUCAGCUCUCAUGGCGGUGAAGGACGAGGACGAGCUCAAAUAUGUCCGCAGCGCAGCCAAUCUGACUUCCUGCCUUCUCGCCAAUUAUGCCGCCACCAAGCUGGAGACGAUCAUCGACCGCGAGCUCGAGAUUUCGCACGAGAGCUUCGCUUCGCAGAUGGAGGCUCGUCUGGGCAGUGGAGAGGGUGAUUCAGCAAAGGGACCCGACAUGAAAGUUUGGAGCAAGGGCCGGAACCUCAAGGACGUUGAAUUUGACUUGGUCGAGUUCUGCUACACGCCCAUAAUCCAGUCACGAAACACGAAAGCCGGUUACGACCUUAGGACUGCAGCAGAGUCCUCGGCCGAUUUGAUGGCGCAUAAGGGCGUUUUCUUAAUCAGUCUAGGGUUGCGCUACAAGGGCUAUAGCUCCAACGUGGGCCGAACGUUCAUCAUCGACGCGGAUAAGGAACAAGAAGACAACUAUAACCUUCUGCUGGCACUUCAGGCCGAUUUGCUCGGUCGGAUGAAAGAAGGCGCAGUCAUUCGCGAUUUGUAUCAGCACGCCUUGUCAUUCAUCAAGCAGAAGAAGCCCGAACUCGAGAAACACUUCGUCAAGAACAUCGGGUUUGGCAUGGGUCUGGAGUUCCGUGACGCCAGCUACUUGCUCUCUUCCAAGAAUGCUCGUCAAUUGAAGUCGAACAUGGUUUUCAACCUCUCGCUCGGCUUCACGGAUCUGGUAGACAAGAAGGGGGACAAAUACGCCCUUCAACUGAACGAUACUGUCAAGAUCGGCUUGGAGAAGGCUGUCUGCUUCACCGAUGUCGUCAAAGCGACGAGUGACGUUAUGCUCUACUUCACCGACGAGGACGCGGAGAAGAAAGCGCCGAAGAAGCCCUCAAAGUCGAACCCUUCACCCGCAAAAAAUAAGACCGCCGGCGGAAAAGUCCUGCGCAACAAAACGCGAAGCGCAGCACAGGCGGAGAUCGUUCAGUCAGCAGCGCAGAAGAUCGCGGAGCACCAGAAGGAGCUGCACGAGAAGAUCCAAGCUGAGGGUCUGGAGAAGUGGACGGAGUCUGGCACGAGGGCGGGCGGGAAUGAGGGGAAGACGUUCAAGAAGUUCCAGAGUUACAAGGGUGAGGCGGCACUUCCGAAGGAUACGGAGAAUCUCCGAAUCAUGGUCGACAGGAAAGCUUUGACUGUCAUCCUCCCCAUCCAUGGCUUUGCGGUACCUUUCCACAUCAAUGCGAUCAAGAAUGUCAGCAAGAAUGACGAGGGCGACUACACCUAUCUUCGCGUUAACUUCCAGACACCCGGUCAACUUACCGGCAAGAAGGAAGAUACACCCUUCGAAGAUCCGGACGCCACCUUCGUUCGCUCAAUCACGUACCGUACGCUCGACGGCCACCGCUUCGACUCCAUCUCCAAGCAGAUAACUGAGUUGAAGAAGGAGGUCAAUAAGCGCGAGCAGCAGAAGAAGGAGCUGGCGGAUGUCAUUGAGCAAGAUAAGCUUCUCGAGGUCAAGGGACGCCGUCCACUUAAGUUGGCCGAGGUCUUCAUUCGCCCGCCUCUGGACGGCAAGCGUCUCCCAGGCGAGGUCGAGAUCCACCAGAACGGUCUGCGGUACCAGUCUCCUAUGGGCUCGCAGAAAGUCGAUAUCCUCUUCAGCAACGUCGAGCACGUCUUCUUCCAACCUUGCGAUCACGAACUCCUUGUCAUUCUGCACAUACAUCUGAAAGCACCCAUUAUGAUGGGCAAGAAGAAGUCGCAAGACGUGCAGUUCUACCGCGAGGCCUCGGAAGCUCAGUUCGAUGAGACUGGUAACCGUAAGCGCAAGUACCGCUACGGUGACGAGGAUGAGAUCGAGGUCGAGCAGCAAGAGCGCAAACGCCGGGCGAUGCUCAAUAAGGAGUUCAAGAGCUUCGCUGAGCGUGUCGUUGAGGCGCUUAACGCAUCGACUGGCGAGAACAUGGAUGUCGAGAUUCCCUUCCGCGAGCUCGCUUUCGAGGGUGUGCCGUUCCGUACGAACGUCAAGUUGCAGCCAACGACAGACUGUCUCGUCCAUCUCACCGACACGCCCUUCCUUGUGGUCAACCUGAACGAGAUCGAGAUCGCAUCACUCGAGCGCGUGCAGUUCGGCUUGAAACAGUUCGAUAUGAUCCUCGUUCACAAGGACUACACGAAGACGCCAUUGCACAUCAACUCCAUUCCGAGCAACCAGCUGGACGACGUCAAGGGCUGGCUCGACAACUGUGACAUCCCGCUCGCGGAGUCGGCUAUCAACUUGAACUGGGCCACCAUCAUGAAGAGCAUCAAUGAUAGCCCGUACGAGUUCUUCCAGACCGGUGGCUGGAGCUUCCUCGGCGGCGCAGGCGACGACAGCGCGGACGAGGACGAGAGUGAGCAGGAGUCCGAGUUCGAAGCGUCAGACGUCGAAGAGAGCGAGGACGACGAUGAGAGCGAGUUCAGUGACGGCACUGGUAGCGACGACUCCGGUAGCGGGUCCUACGACGAUGAGGAUUCGUCCGGUGAUGAUUGGGAUGCCCUGGAGGCCAAGGCGCAGCGAGACGACAAGAAGAAUGGCGAGCCUGGUCGUCGCCGCGAUGAUUCUGACGACGAUCGUCCGAAGAAGAAGGCGCCUGCGAAGGGCAAGACGAAUGGCAAGGCUACAAACGGCAAAGCGCGCCGCUGA
Molecule: messenger RNA, 3174 nt
Organism: Peniophora sp. CBMAI 1063
Lineage: Eukaryota; Fungi; Basidiomycota; Agaricomycetes; Russulales; Peniophoraceae
Source: the annotation of a GenBank genome assembly